CUCCAGUCUUCCCCAGGUUUUUGGGGUCUCGGCCGGUGGAGUCCAUGUGCCAGAUAUCUGAGAUGCCAGGUUUCUCUGUGUUUGGCUACCUGCUAGGUGCAUACGGAAUACUACUGUGUAUGGCUGAAGGGGACUGUGGCCCGCCGAACCAUUUUCAUAUUAAAGAAGCCUGCCUGCCAACUGUUGCAUUGUCUCUCCGACUCUUUCUCUCGCACCGCCUUCCACAACACAACGAGCAGCAAGCACCAUGGGCGUCUUCACCAAGUUCCGCCUCUUCAACCGGCGGCUCGCGCUGGCCAGCCUCCUCAUCGCCAUCUCCACGGCAAACUAUGGCUUCGACAACCAGGCCUUCGCCAGCACCCAGGCAAUGGACGCGUUCGAACGACAGUUUGGCGAGUACGACGCAGCAAAAGGCACCUACGUCUUGCCGCCCGUGUGGCUGUCGCUCUUCAACAGCCUCAACUACAUUGGCUUUGCUGCGGGCGUCAUCCUCGGGAGCAUCAUGUCGCGCCGCUGGGGCCGGAGGUGGGCCAUGUUCCUCAUGAGCUGCUAUGCCUGUGUGACGGCCACCAUCGGCGUGACGAGCCGGAACCGGGAGCAGAUCAUGGCCGCGCGCAUCUUGAACUAUGUCUAUGUCGGCAUCGAGCUUUCCGUCAUCCCAACCUACCAAGCCGAGAUGGUGCCCGCCGCUGCACGAGGCUUCAUGGUCGGCUCGUAUCAGCUCAGCCUCAUCGUGGGCGGACUGGUCAUCAACUGCGUUUGCUUCGGGACGAGCACCAUCUCGGAUAACCGCGCGUGGCGCAUCCCGCUGGGACUCUUCUACAUUGUGCCCGUCACGAUCCUGUCGCUGAUAUGGUUCGUGCCCGAGUCUCCGCGCUGGCUGCUGCGCCAGGGCCGCGCCGACGAGGCGCUGGCCAACCUGCGCGCCAUCCGCGCGGGGCCCUUCACCGAAGACCAGAUCCAGGCCGAGUUCGCCGAGCUGCGCUACGCGCUCGACCACGAGCCCCAGCAGGCCCACGACUUCGUCGAGCUCUUCCGCGGCAGCAACCUGCGCCGCACGGGCAUCGUGGUCGCCGUCAACUUCCUCAUGCAGGCCACCGGUCAGGCCUUCGUCUCGCAGUACAGCGCCAUCUACGUCAAGUCGCUCGGCACCAUCAACCCGUUCGGCUUCAACCUGAUCCUCGCCGCCGUCAACAUCACCACCAUGUUCGCCAUGCUUCUGCUGACCGACCAGGCCGGCCGAAGGACCUUCCUCUUCAUCUCGUCCACCAUCGUCUGCUUCGCCAUGAUGACCAUGGCCGGGCUGGGCAUCAAGACGCCCGUGUCCCUCGCGGCGCGCAACGGCAUCGUCAGCAUGAUCGCCGUCUGGGCCUGCGGCUUCUCGAGCGGCUGGGGCCCGCUGAGCUACGUCAUCACGUCCGAGGUCGCAUCCGCCCGGCUGCGCGACCUCACGACGCGCGUCGGCUUCGGCGUCAACGUGGUGACCAAUUUCCUGGUCAGCUUUUCGGUCCCGUACCUCCUGUCGGACAAGUACGCCAACCUACAGAGCAAGCUGGGCUUCAUCUUCGGCUCCAUCAUGGCCGUCGGCUUCGUGUUUGUGUACUUUUGCGUGCCCGAGUGCAAGGGCAGGACGCUCGAGCAGGUGAAUUACUUGUUUGAGAGCGGCGUGCCGCUGCGGGACUUUGCCAAGGUCGACGUCCAGGCCCUGCUCGGCGCCGAGAUGCAGAAUGCCGCGGCAAAGCAGGCCGACGUGGAGCAGGACGAGGCCGAGGCUAGCCACGUGGAUCAUCCGUCGGGACAGAAGGGUGUGUAAAAUAAGGUACUAGAUAGUACUUACCGUAGGUACAGGUACUAGUACGCUUGGCUAGGACUCCGAACCAUGCACAUUUCU
This is a messenger RNA of Chaetomium strumarium, 1891 nucleotides long. RefSeq names its product general substrate transporter. The coding region runs from base 248 to 1813 and encodes 521 amino acids. The transcript is spliced from 3 exons. Gene Ontology annotation, biological process: carbohydrate transport; transmembrane transport. Lineage: Eukaryota; Fungi; Ascomycota; Sordariomycetes; Sordariales; Chaetomiaceae. Gene Ontology annotation, molecular function: carbohydrate:proton symporter activity. Gene Ontology annotation, cellular component: membrane. The record is from RefSeq and is a predicted model, not a curated record.